Messenger RNA from Lathyrus oleraceus (garden pea), 1182 nucleotides. Its product is annotated as probable ribosomal protein S11, mitochondrial. The transcript has 3 exons. Bases 243 to 965 code for a protein of 240 amino acids. Lineage: Eukaryota; Viridiplantae; Streptophyta; Magnoliopsida; Fabales; Fabaceae. The record is from RefSeq and is a predicted model, not a curated record. Gene Ontology annotation, cellular component: ribosome. Gene Ontology annotation, biological process: translation. Gene Ontology annotation, molecular function: structural constituent of ribosome.
CGACCCAACAAUAACACACUCUCCGUUCGUUUCUCUCCGAUCCGACUCAGUUGCUUCUCGUACGCCAUCUCAUCGCAAUCAAACCCUCCGUGCACCGUCGUCCUCCGCCUAUCCUCGUUAGCAAUCACAUACUCUUCCUCUUCUUCUCUACUUCGCAUCUCCCAGUUCUGUUUGCAUCCUGAUGCAGAGUCCUGGGUACGCCAUCCUUCGCAAGUCAUACUAAUCUGUGACGACUGACGACGAUGUUUCGCUACUUGCGUUCUUCCAUUUGCCAUGCUCGUGAAUCUCUUCUUGCUGCAUCGAAAACUACACUUCCAUCUCAUACUACCUUCUUGCACGGAUACGUCAGAAGACUUUCUAGUGCGAGUUGGGGUUUGAGUGGGAGGAAUCAAAAUGAGAAUGUGAAUGCUAAUUCAAAUGCAAGUCUUCGUCCAGAUUUUAUGCGGGAUAUAGAGAAUAUGAACUCCAGAAGUGAGAACAAGGUUGAGACUGAUGGGAAUUUCAGGCGUAUGGACUUUGUGAGAGGAGCUAUAGAAGAAGAUGAAAAGAGUAUUAUGGGGGGUUAUCUAUACAAUCAGUAUCAUUAUGAGCAUGAUGCUGAUUUUGUUCAUAUAAAGAUGCUGCGUAACAAUACCUUUGUUACGGUGACCGAUGCUAAAGGAAAUGUAAAACUUAGCGGCUCUGCUGGUUCCUUGAAAGACAUGAAAUCAGGGCAAAAGCUUUCUAGGUAUGCUGCUGAAGCAACCGCAGAAGUGGUUGGACGAAGAGCUAGAGGUUUGGGGUUAAAAUCUGUUGUCAUGAAAGUGAAUGGAUUUACUCAUUUUCGAAGGAAAAGGCAAGCAAUCUUGAGCUGGAGGGAAGGAUUUACUGAUUCCCGAGGGGAUAAAAAUCCAAUUGUAUACAUUGAAGAUACAACUCGGCGUCCCCAUAAUGGCUGCAGACUCCCAAAGAGCCGUCGUAUCUAGUUAAUUUUUGUUGGGAUGGUUAAAUAAGCUUUAUUUGACUUGGAUGAAGACAUAUUUUAGUGCAGAUUGGGCAGUUGCUGUUUUUCCCCUCUUCUGCUGAGCAUAUUUUUAUUAUGACUUUGUUUUAACACAUGUAUGUUUACGUUUUGUACAUUAAUCGGAGUUUCUGUAGCAGCAUCUCUACUGAAUGGCUAUGUAUUCUGGUUAUCAGAUUGAA